AUGGACCGAGGACUCCUUAAUCGGGCCACUGCAGCAGAUGCCCAGCCAACACCAGGCUACAUGUACCUCGAAAUCGCCAAGAUGACAUAUGCACCCAAUGGAUCGCAUCAGCUGGAGGACUACCUAUGUAAUAAGAUAACCUCCAAAGACGAUGCCAACGUCAAGUUCAAGUGUUUGAGGAUAAUUCGGAAUAUCCUGGACCCCGAUGCACAAGUGCAGGCCAGUAUGGACUUCAGGAAGAGGAUACAACGACGAGCAGAUGUGGUGAAGUCAUGUCGGAUGUACCGAGGGCCUGUCGACCCACUGAGAGGUGAUGCUCCGAGUAAAGCAGUUCGAGAAGAGGCCGAGGCAGCGUUGAAGAUGAUAUUCAAUGAGGCCGCCGCCUCUGUCGGCUCACAGGAGUCUCGGCAAGCUACUGUUCCCUAUUCUGGUCUGCAUGACAGGAUUAAGGGGUUUGGCUCUACUACAGAGGGCGGCCCACCUCCUCCGAAUGCAUGGGGAGGAGCACCACCACCUCCGCAGCAGCAACAGCCAAUACCGUACCCAGGUGGUGUGUAUCCUGGCCCACCAGUGAGUACCGGUCGCAUGCAGGGUUUUGGUAAUCCCGAAUUCAACGAUUACAAUAAUACUCAACCGGGUGACCUCAACUUGGAUGUGACCUAUGAGGUCGAAGCUACUCCGGAGACUAUUGCUGAUUAUCAAGAGGGUGCUGAGGCUCUGGACAGCAAUCCCGAUGUCAACCAGGCGCUCGAGACGAACAUGGCUAGUAACUUGGACUUGGCCGGUGUAGAGGUGUCGAGUGUGACGGUCGAGAGCGAGCCAUUGGUUAUGGUUACAACUACCACUCCAGCGCCGUCAUCUGAUGACAGCAAUACUGGUGCCAUCAUCGGUGGUGUCAUUGGUGGUCUUGUCGGUCUUGCCAUCAUUGGCUUCGUGGCUAUGAAGGUCUUGAAGAAGUAG
Perkinsus marinus ATCC 50983 is the source of this 960-nucleotide messenger RNA. RefSeq lists its product as hypothetical. The record is from RefSeq and is a predicted model, not a curated record. NCBI's taxonomy places the organism in Eukaryota, Perkinsozoa, Perkinsida, Perkinsidae. The transcript has 7 exons. Gene Ontology annotation, cellular component: trans-Golgi network membrane. The coding region runs from base 1 to 960 and encodes 319 amino acids.